Messenger RNA from Rhipicephalus sanguineus (brown dog tick), 791 nucleotides. RefSeq lists its product as uncharacterized. NCBI's taxonomy places the organism in Eukaryota, Metazoa, Arthropoda, Arachnida, Ixodida, Ixodidae. Bases 60 to 791 code for a protein of 243 amino acids. The transcript is spliced from 4 exons. The record is from RefSeq and is a predicted model, not a curated record.
GCAGCAGUGCUGAGAGAGGCCUCGGAGCCGAAACGGCGCAGCACAGAGAUCUCAGACACAUGGCGAUCACAAAGGGCCUGAUACUGUCCCUUUGCUGGGGCUUGGCCCUGUGUGGAGGACUCGGCGGCGGUGGCGGUGGCUACGGCGGCGGAGGCGGCGGAUUCGGUGGAGGUGGAUUCGGUGGAGGCCACGGUGGAGGAGGAGGCGGAUUCGGUGGUGGCCAUGGAGGAGGCGGAGGCGGCGGUCACGCCGUCAGCGUCCAAGCCAUCGAAGUUCCUUCAACCGUGGUCAGCGGUGGUGGCGGCGGUGGCGGUGGCGCCAUCGGCGGUGGCGGAGGUGGUGGAGACACCGCCAACGUCAUCGUCAUCAAGAAUGGAGGAGGCGGUGGCGGAGGAGGAGGUGGAGGCGGCGGCAGGCUAGUCACCACACUGCGUCGCUUCACCGCCCACGUCGACACCAGCUCGGUGCCCAUCGACUUCCAGCACGUUCAGAUUCCUAACAAGUUUCCUAGCAAACCAAUCAGGCCUCGCGUCGGUCCCGUCGGCUACAUCGUCGCCAUGGAAGGCCAAGCCCAAGUUCAGGGCGGCGGCGGAGGAGGAGGAGGAGGCGGCUUCGGUGGUGGCUUCGGAGGCGGUGCCGGAGGUGGUUUUGGCGGCGGCGGUGGCGGCGGCGGUCACGAAGUCUACGAGGUCAAGGCGGUAUCCAGCGGAGGCGGCGGCGGCGGUGGAUUCGGAGGUGAGUGCAGGGACACUAGUCCACUGAAAGUGAACAGGGAAAAAACGGCCCUUUGA